ACGAGUCCAUUGCUUUCAUAUUUAUUCUCUGUUUGUGCUAGCCCCAUUGCUCAGUUUUUUGCUUCUCCAUUGGGGGGAUGAUAUAUUGAAUAUUUCAACCCAAUUCGAUGCAGUGAAUCUUAAAUUAUGGAUGAUUCCGGCAAUCUUCUGAAACAGUACCCCUACGUUACAUCCCAAGAUGUGGACUAUCUUCGAGAGGGUUAUGGUGCUCUCGGAGAUAUUACUCAACUUGUUCGGUGUAUAAACACAGCACGAGAAACUCAACAAGCCAAUGGUCGUGAACAUGUUUUAGCUGGACCAUUGCUUGAUGUGCAAUCAGUCCAUGUACUACCAAAACCAGCACUCAAAGGAAGACCAGUUUUUGUGUAUGGUAGGAUUCGUGUUAAUUAUCUACACAUCAGUGAUGGUAGACAAAUGCAUCUUGACAUUUAUAACCGAAGUGCCGAUGAUGCUGAAUACAUUAGCCCAACUGGCGGUAAUUUAACUCUCACUUGGCCUGAUGAUAAUAAUCAGAAGGUCUAUGACUUGUGGAUGAAAUUGGACAAAACAACAAUAGCUGCGGAUCUCUAUCUCAAAAUUGGAAAUCGGACUGCUCCACUUGCCGUAGAUGACAUUUUAGUUGGGGAUACAACCGAAGGUGAUUUUGAAGAAGUGAAAUCAAAAGUAAUCGGUGGAAAACUUUGCUCCGCUACUGUUGUUUAUAUUGCAAUGCCAUUUGCUACAUUGGGUCGACUGGGCAUUCAUUUCUCCAGCAAAGACCGAAACAUCCAUCAGGUUAAUGUCGCCGGUAAAAUAUCUGCACGAUAUAAGAACACUUACGGCAACUAUGACUCGGAAGAAUGGACUCUUUUUGAGAGUAAGGAUGAAUUUGAGCCUGUCAAUUUAAAGAUGAAUAAAUUCUUGAGGCUCUCUAGAUACUGGUUAGGGAAGCCUGCGUAUUCAUCACUCAUUCUUGAUCUGGAUUUGAGAGACUUCGAUGCCAACACAACGCUCAUCAAAAGAAAAGUGGAAUUAUUUGACCGGAACGGUGUGUUUUCAACUGAGUAUUUAGUGACAGUAGAUGGUUUGACCAUUGAUGUGCAUAUGCCUAUGUUUUCGUAUCAACCUGAUGGCUGCUGCUAUGAGAGCAGUGAUUCGGAUGAGUCUGAUGAUGAAUGCGUUUUCGAAGACAACCUUCGGUACCAUCAUCAUAGUAUGCCAGUGACACCUUGCGCAUCAAACCUAGUGGAGUUCUACUCUGUUCUUAUUGGUCGUAGAAAUUUGAUGGCAUUGAAUGUGUCAGGCACUAUUGAAAUCACUACCGACCAUAAUUCACAAUAUCUAUUCAAGAGUAUUGGUGACGAUGUUGUGAAAAUGGAAGAAGGAGACAAAGUAUGCGGACCUAAAGGAAAAUCUACACCAUCUGCUAGUGUGCCGCCACCCUUUACCAAGGGCACACCACCACCUCCAGAACGGAAACCAGUUCUCCGCCAGUCAAAUCCUUUCUCAACGGUUUUACGUGAUUACAAUCAUCAACGGGUUGAUAAAGGCUUUCAUCAGGAAGGGAAAUCAUUGUCUGUGUUUGUCAAGAAUUUACCAACUACGGUAUCAAUUCAAGAUAUUGUUAGAGAGUUUCAAAACUUUGGAACAAUCAAGCAAGGUGGAGUGGUUUUGAGAAAGGGAAAGGAUGUUGGCAUCUGCUAUGCGGUUGUUGAAUUUGAAGAUGUCCAGGGUGUUUGCAAUGCACUCAAGGUUUCUCCAAUAAAAUUAAAUGGAAGGCAAGUCCACAUACAGGAGAGGAGACAAGUCAACAAGAACAACACUUCACGUGGGAGAGAAGGUGCAGGAAGAGCAGGAGGUCGAGGGAGAUCAUUUGGAAUGGGAGCUUAUCAACAUAACCCUGUGGUUAUGACUGGGUGAAGAGUAAUAGCUUUUGUGCAGCUUGAUACAGAAAACGGCUGGCCUUUUGUGAGUAGGGCUAUAAAAGAAGCAAACCUUUUUUGUUUGAUUCGUGAUUCGUAUUCGAUUACUUCGAAUCCGAAUUCGAAAUGAGGAUGCUGUUUCCUUUUUUUUGCUUGAGCCGGGGGUCUCUUGAAAACAACCUUACUAGUUUGGAGUAGGUGCAAGGACUGCGUACACACUCAUCUUUCGAGACCCUACUCUUGUGAGAUUCAACUGGGCUGUGGUUGUACUCUCAAUCGACUUGUGUAGAACUGUGUGUGCCUUUUCCUCUUUGGGUAAUUUUGUGUUCGCUUCAGUUUCCAAUCUAAGCAGCACUCCUUACACCUAUAUUUUUUGCAUGUGGAUGUGCUGUAGUGGUUGUUCAUACUUGUAAUUUUGAGUUGAAAUUUUCUUUCAAACGAAGGGCUUAUGUGAUAUUGUGUAUUUGUGUGCUCAUGUGAAAGUG
This is a messenger RNA of Cuscuta campestris, 2386 nucleotides long. Lineage: Eukaryota; Viridiplantae; Streptophyta; Magnoliopsida; Solanales; Convolvulaceae. The record is from the annotation of a GenBank genome assembly.